Molecule: messenger RNA, 4241 nt
Organism: Aedes aegypti (yellow fever mosquito)
Lineage: Eukaryota; Metazoa; Arthropoda; Insecta; Diptera; Culicidae
Exons: 5
Coding region: 240-3260 (1006 amino acids)
Cellular component (GO): cytosol
Molecular function (GO): mRNA binding
Source: RefSeq, a predicted model, not a curated record
UUUUUUUCUUGUCUACCCGCGGCGUAGUAAAGCCAAGCUCUUCGCUCGACUCCGAGUCAUUGUUCGCCAUCUUUUCACGCAGUUAACAUCGUCGGAGUGCUGCUCUCUGCCGGAUCAACUUGUGAAGAAAAAUCUUAAUUCCAAAAUCCAAAAAAUUCUCUUAAAUUAGAGAAUUUACAGUGCUAGAAUCAGUUGUAUUAUUCGAUUAGUGGAGUUUUAACUACUUUUAAACUAUCAAAAUGUCUGAAACCGAGAAGAAAGCAGAACAAUCUACCGGAGGAGAAACCGAGACCGACGGCCCAAAGCCUGAUGCUGAGCAUCAACGCAAGAUCAAUGUCGCUAACUUGCCGUGGGACGUAACUGAGCAGCAGUUGCGCGAUUUGUUCAGCGGUCAUGAGGUCGAGAAGGUGGAGAUCUACCAUUACCGCAAGUACACGCUGGCCUUGGUCCUGUUCAAGGACAAGGACACCGCUGCCGCGGCUCUGGCCGAAAAGGAGAACUCUAUGUUCCGCGAUCGCCGUCUUCGUAUGCACAUGGAAUUCACCUCAAUCCGCCAUAUCAAGCGUGAAGUCAUUGUUACCGUCGUUGAAGAUGAGAACAUGACCGAAGAGCAGCUGUGGGAUAAGGUUAAGGCAGCUGGCGUGGAACCGACUUCGGUGUUGAUCUUCUAUCCAUUGGGCUAUGUUACUUUGGAGAAGGAAUGCGACAAGGCCCCUAUUCUUGAGAAACUGAAGGCCGCUGGAUUCAAUGCGCAUGACUUGAACCAACGUGACCAGAACCAGCAUUUGGACAUCUGGCGUGCGGCCAAACUGUUCUUCCGUAACCGCAACCGUGUCCAGCUGUUGAACAUUCCCAACAAGUGGAUUGAAGAUAAGGAAGAGAUGAAGAAACAAUGCGCUGAAGGAGGUACCAUUACCGAAGCUGUUUCGAACAAUGUUACCCAAAAUCCCCAGAUGGCUUCCAACUAUGCCCGAAUCUUCUACGAAACUGAAGAGCAGGCCGUCAAGGCUGCAAAGGCUCUGAAUGGACGCGUUGUUGAUGGCAAGCGUAUCCAUGCUCUGCAUCUGGGAUCCGCAUUGAUGCCCAACUACAAGACCUCGGUCUACGUUACGUCUUUGGACAAGGGUGUUACUGAAGAGCAAGUUUAUGAUCAUUUCAAGCAGUUUGGCGAAAUUGAGUUCACCAACCGUCGCAACUGUGGAGAUGCUGCUAUCAUCUGCUACAAGAACGCUGCUUCCGCUGAGAAAGCGCUUGCAUGCACCACCUUCCCGGCGCCUACCGAAGAGAACAAGGAUGCUACCAAGGAGGUUGUUGUCAAGAAAUACGACGGACCAUUGGUCCUUCGUCCGGUUGCCCUGAAGCGUAAAUUGAAGGCCGGAGAAGAAGAGAAGGAUCAGGCCGAAAAGACCAAGGAGCAACAAAGUGUGCUCGGAAAGCUGAAGGCUUACCACCCGAUCUUUGUCGGCAACGUGCCACUGAAUUGCCCACCUUUGGAAUUGAAGCACUACUUUGCGCAGCACGGACCAAUCAAGUUCAUGUUCUCGCCGCAAAUCUUGGCUUACCGCAACAGCGCGCCUCACCCCGUGAAGACGUUCAUCAUCUACUACAUGAACCGUCCGAGCCAGCAGAAUGCCGUUCGCUUCUUCGACCACAAGUUCUUCGGUGGUCACCGUCUGCAUGUGCUGCCACUGCGCGGAACACAAAACAUGGAUGUCAAGAAGACCAUCAAGAUGACCAAGAUUCCAUUCAUGUCCGAGGAUGCGUUGUUCAAGAAGAUCAAGCCAUUCGUUGGCAAGAUCAACCGCAUCGUGAAGAAGUCGCGAUUGAUAGCUUACAUUGAGCUGGAAGACAGCGCCGACGUCGAGAAAAUGAUGAACGUUGAAACCCCUGACCAUCCUCUGCCAAAGGGUAAGAUGGAACAGCUCAAGACCCCAAUCAGCGCUCGUCUGUACAAUGAGGACGAUGUUCGUGUAUUGAACGGCAUCGCCAAGAUUGUCGCCAAGAACCCGGAUAUGCUGAAGAAGAACAUUCAGCCACCCAACAAGCGUCCACGCAUGGAGUUCGGUGGUCCAGGUUUUAAUCAAGGCCCUGGAGGCUUCGUUCCCAAUAACAAUAUGAACAAUCCAAAUGCUAUCCAAGAUUUGUUGCGUCUUGCGUUCAUGUCCGGCAAGAACGUUGGCGAGAGUCUGGCUUCUAACCAGAGCUCGUUCGGACCCGACCCACCAGUCGCCAAUUCCAACAACUUUGGUGACGGUGGUUUCGGUAACCGUAACCGCAAUAACCAAGGUGGUAAUCAAGGCAACUUCCGUGGUCAAGGAAGAAUGAACAUGAACCAGAAUCAGAACCGUGGCAACAAUGCCAACAAUUUCGGUGGCAACACAAAUGCCGGUGGUAACAACUUCCAAGCUUCCCCCGGAAAUCAAAACCGUGGUGGACAAAACAUGAAUCGUGGUAAUCAACAGAACCAGAACCGUGCUGGUGGUAACAUGAACCAAGGCAACAACAUGAAUCAGGCCGGCGGCGGAAAUGUUAAUCGCCCUCAGCAAAAUAAGCCAAUGAACAUGAAUACCGGUAACCAAAAUCAAAAUAGAAACAACCAGGUUGGUGGCGGCGGCAAUAUGAACCGCAACCAAAACCAAAAUAACCGCAACAACUUCGACAAUGACAAUUCCUUUGGCGGAGGAAACAACUUUGGCAACAACCGCAACAACAAUUUUUCCAAUGACAGUUUUGGUAGCAACGAUAAUAACUUUGGUGGUAACAAUAGUGGUAGUAACAACUUCUCGAAUGACAACAACUUCGGUGGUAAUAACCGUGGUAACAACUUCGGUGGUAACAAGCGCAACCAGAACGAUAACUUUAAUAACUCGUUCGGUAGCGGAAACAACAGCGGUGGAAACAAUCGCUUCAAUAACGAUGGAAACAAUUUCAAUAGCAAUUUUAACAACCGCAACCAAAACAAUCGUUUUGACAACGACAACGAUAACAAUUUUACUGGUAAUAAGGGUGGUAACAAUUUCGGCAACCGUCAAAACAAGCCCUUCAAUCAGGGAAACAAUCAGGGUGGCAACCAGGGAGGCGGUAUGUCCUUUGGUGAAUUUAACAACUCCAAUUCCUCCAACCGUAGUGGUGGAAACUUCGGUGGAAACAAUUCCGGUUUCAAUUCUGGCAACGCCGGAGGAAACAAGUGGAACAACAAUUCCCAGCAAUCCAAUACUGGCAGCCGCCUCGCUGGUAGCAUUUUUAGCCGACGCUUCUAAACAGCUAAAACCAAGAAAAGUUAAUUUUUACAAGCAAUUUGUGUCUUGUAUAUAAAAUCAUUAGCUUCCCUUAAUCCCACCGUUAACAGGGAUGACGGAAAUCUGUCUGGGAAGCGUACUCUUUCUAGGUUUAGGCAGAACAAACUAAUGUAACUUAAUUUUAAGUAAACCACAAACUUCUUAAACCAGAAAUAAACUUAUAACAGUGAGACGAAUGAAAAUAACCAUUUUGCCGUUCUUUUUACAACAUUUGACUACUUGAUUAAUGAAAAGACACAAAUUAUAAUCUCACAUCCAGCAAAAUAUCCAAUUCUUGAAAUGAAAAAUUCAAUGUUCAAUAAAAGAAAAAGGUAGAUCUAUAGCAGUACCAUUAAAAUAAAGUUUGCCAGGCCUGAUGGAACCCUGACAUCCACAGAAGUAUUUAUUAUUUUAUUUUAACAUUAAACAAAAAGCUUAGGAACCAUCGUAAGCUGCGAAGUAUUGUUCUAUUCGUUAUUGGAAAGGAAAAAGUUUGAUAGCAGCAUUCAACAUGAAAGAACAAGUUUAAAUUUCAUUCAAGAAAUAAACAUUUGAAAACGAUGUAACUCCACACUCACACAAAGUAGCGCAGUGUUAAUUGUUGUAUUGGCAGCAGUUAUGCAACAACUGAAAAAGUACUCAGAAACGCUGACGAACACAUCUUACUGCGGUUAGGCAUCCUAUCCCCCCAUAUAUUCACUUAGAUGAAUAAUGCUAAUAUGUAGAUCUCCUCGCGUUUCUGUGCGAUGGACAUGUAACUGUAAGAAUAUGAUUUUAGUGUAAAACUGAAAUAAAAUGUGCAACACUGAAGUAAAAUGAAUUUUAUAUUGUUCUUUUGAGUAUACAUAUAUAUCAAUUCCACCAAUAACUAAACAAAAAGCAUUUGACUAUAGUGUCCUUUGCUAACCUUUUUCGUGCUGAAGAACUGGCAGCACACUUGUAAAUUGAGCUAUGAAUUUAAAA